AUGCAGCUGAAACGCUUCGUGAAAAGUCAAUAUUUCCAUUUCUUUCCAGGCACAAGUUUGGAUGAUGCCAAGAAGUUCAGAGAGGAAGCAGAUUCAUGGCUGCCAGUGGUCUUGCUGCGGGCCUUGUUCUCGGUGGCCUUUGUGAUUUAUAUGCUGAACUUCAGCGAGUUGCGCAGCGAAGUGCCCAAAUACAUCGCUCACUGCAAGUCCAUCGGUGAAGGUGUGGCCAGCCCCACGGUGAUGUACGCUGUCAGACAACGGGAUGGUAGUAAUUACAUCGUGGAUGACUACUACAAAGGCUACAAAUGGCUUGAGCAGAACACACCGGAGGAUGCAAGGGUCAUGGCCUGGUGGGACUAUGGUUACCAGAUCACCGGUAUUGCAAACAGGACAUCCAUUGCAGAUGGCAAUACUUGGAACCACGAGCACAUUGCAACCCUCGGACGAACUUUGACUAGCGAUGUGAAAAGGGCUCACAAUGCCAUUAAACACCUGGCAGACUAUGUUCUGGUUUGGGGCGGCGGCCAGCGAGAUGAUCUGGGCAAAUCUCCUCAUUUGGCAAGGAUUGGAAAUUCGGUCUUCCCUGAUCACUGCGGAGACGAUGAUCCCAAAUGCAUGAAGUUUGGUUUCUAUGCCAACAAAGUGCCCACCCCGAUGAUGGAGAAGUCGUUGUUGUACAAACUGGUGGAGCACAACAACAAGGAGGGCGUUCGGGUCAACGAGAAGCUGUUCAAGCACGUGCACACGACCAAACAUGGCCUCCUGCGUAUCUACGAGGUGCAGAAUGUCUCGCAGGAGAGCAAGCAGUGGAUCGCAGAUCCCAAGAAUCGCAUUUGCGACGCGCCGGGCAGCUGGUACUGUGUUGGUCAGUACCCUCCCGCCUUACAUAAGCUGAUCUCGAAGCGAAGGAACUUCGCGCAGAUUGAGGACUUCAACAAGAAGGGGGAGAAAAGCGCUUAUACUCGGCUAAUUGAGAAGGAGAAAGGGGAUUGGGAACAACUGGGAGAGCUGGGGUUCACCAGUCCUGAGAGAGAAUCUUUGAUCAAGGAAGGAGCUCGCUGCGGCGACUUUUUGCUCUUCCAUCACAGUGGUGAGUCUUUUGCAUCGACAUACUCUGUCGUGCACAAGAUUGGUGAAGGUGGUUUUGGAAAAGUCUUCGCUGCGACCCACCGAAUCACCGGCAUCAUGCGCGCCGUGAAGCGGCUACGCAAGGUGCCGGGCAGACAAGAGCUCCACAAGAACGAGCUGAACGCUCUGUUGGGAUUGGAUCAUCCGCAUAUUGUGAAGCUUUUAGAGUAUUAUGACGAAGAGGACUAUCUCUACUUGGUGUUUGAACUUUGUGAGGGUCUGGAUUUGUUGGAGACCAUCCGAAGGUCCCAGACCGGAAGGUUGAACCCACUGGAAGCCUCAGUGGUGUUGCGGCACAUGCUCAAGGCAUUGCAGUGCUGUCACGCCCAGUACAGAGGGCAUUAUGAUAUUAAGCCCGAAAACUUCAUGUUCAAACGAGAGACCAAUGGUGACCUCGCUCAUGCGAACUUAAAGAUGGUGGAUUUGGGCCUGAGCAGUUGCUUCGACAUGCACCGAGAGAACCGGAUCUCCGGAACAACUGCUUACAUGGCCCCAGAGUUUUGGAGUGGAAUUUACGGCCCAGAAGGUGAUGUGUGGAGCUGUGGGGUGGUGCUCUUUGUGAUGCUCACAGGAACACCUUUGUUGGAUGACAUUUCCCCCGCCACGGUGAAACGUGAGAUUUUAGUGAGACAUCUCUUGCGAGACCGCGUCGAAGCUGCGGCUGCUGAGUACGCUCUGUCGCCAAGCGCGUUGGAUUUGUUGAUGCAGAUGCUGCAGCACGAUCGCCACGCGCGGCCCACCAUCAAGGAAGCCUUGAAGCACAAGUUCAACAAUGACGGCUAUGACCUGGAAAAAGCGCUGCCCGCAGUGGAACGACUGCAGGCUGUGGGGAUCCUCCAGAUGCUGCCCAAACUUGUCCGCGGUGUCAUGGCCGAACCCAUGCUGAAGCGCGUGGCACGGUUGAUCAUGGUCCACGUCAGCGAGGUUUCGGAAGCCACCUGCCUAGCCUUCAGGAUGCUAGAUCUCCACGGCUAUGGCGAGCUGUCGAUCUCUUCGUUGGAAGACAACGUGGAGAUUUGCGGAAAUGGCGCUCCCAGUGAUUUAGACUCCUUGUUCGAAGCCAUGGAUCUCAAUCGCGAUGGUUACAUCAGUUACCGGGCUUUCCUGGCGGUCACCCUGCCCGAAGAGACGCGCUGCAAUGCACGCAUCUUGGAGGUGACCUUUAACAUUUUGGACGCCGAUAAGGACGGGGUCAUCGGUCAGACCGAUUUGGCAAAGGUCUUUGGCCAUGUGCCAGACAGCGAGGUGUGUAACUUGACCAUUCGCGAGGUCACUAAGGAGAAGGCGAUAUCCUGGGACACCUUUUUAUCCUUGGUUGCCCCAGAGCUUGUGGUGGCGAAGGCCUUACUCCACCACUGCUUACACUUGAAGGACUGA
Messenger RNA from Cladocopium goreaui, 2505 nucleotides. NCBI's taxonomy places the organism in Eukaryota, Dinophyceae, Suessiales, Symbiodiniaceae. The record is from the annotation of a GenBank genome assembly.